UGUACAAGGCGGGUUAACCAAACGGUAAUCUAAUUGUUUAGACUAGAGCUCUAGAGUCGUUGGUGUGGGUGUUUGGGGGCGAAUAUUACACAAUGAUUGCAUCAAGAUCUUGUACUGUCGCAAAUAGUUCAUUUAAGAAACUCAGGUUACUGUCAAGGAAGGGUUUUGGGCAGAGAGGUGCGACUAAGAUGGCGGCAAUACAAAUGGAAUUCAGCUCGCAGAUUAUGGUCGUUGGUCUUGGCAACCACUCCAUGCCUAACACAAGACACAGCGUUGGCAUGGCAGCAGUCGACAGACUUUGCAGACAUCUCAAGGCUUCAUGGAGUAAAGAUGGAGACUGCCAGGGGGAUGUUGCCAUAGCAACAUUGGAUAGCUGUCAGAGGUUCAUUUUGUUGAAGCCACGCCUUCUCAUGAAUAUUAAUGGAAGGAGUGUCAUUAAAGCAGCAAGGAAGUACAAAGUGGCCUCUUCGGAUAUUUAUCUCGUUCAUGAUGAUCUGGAUCGUGCAUUCGGGAAACUCAGUAUCAAGGAAGGAGGGAGUGCAGGUGGACACAAUGGUGUGAAAUCCUCAAUAACUGCAUUAGGAACAGAGAUCAUGCCAAGACUAAGGAUAGGUAUCGGCCGUCCCACCAACCAGAAUGCCGUCAUUGACUACGUCCUGGGUGGAUUCAGUCUGUCUGAGAAGGAGCGCCUACCACACAUCCUGGAAGAAUCAACCAUGAAAAUACUCAAUCAUGUUAAAAAAAGGACAGACAAAACGUGAGACACAGUGAUGGAGAUGAAUGCUGAAAUAUAUUAGCUGGUGACCAGACAGAAGACCUGUUUGUCAUCUGUUGAUGUGCCUCUGUGAUGAACACAGAGAGAGAACCGGUUUACCAUCCAUCAAGGAAUUAAAUUGUGACUAGUUUACUGGUUGCCUUUCUAGUUGAAUAAAGGUGGACAACUGGUUGACUACUGGUUGACUACUGGUUGACUACUGGUUGACUACUGGUUGACUACUGGUUGACUACUGGUUGUUCUGGUUGAAUUUAUUCCACCAAUGUCUCUCAACAAAACAUCUGGUCGCAAGAUGUUGACAAAGUUCCUCAUACCAAGUAGUUGGUGCUACAAUGAUCUCAAAAUGACACUUGUAAAGACAGACGUGUAGUAUUUUUCCUGAUUUCAGGAUUUCCUCAAAAUCUUCUUGAGCCUUCAAAUUUCUUGAAAGAUGUGAAGCAAAUAAGAAAGGAAGAAAGAAAUAGUCCACGUUGUAUGUAAACCUGUAGUUUUGGUGAUGUGUUGUCUGUAAACCUCCUAAAUUCAGGGUCUGGAAUAAGGGGGGUACCAGGCCACCAAUCGAUUCUCAGGAAUCGUCAAAUUUUAGUCAAGGAAAGAAAAAGAGGCAUAAAAGCUGCAUUGCUGAGUUCAAAACAAAAAACAGAAAUCUUGCAUUUUGUUUAGAUGACAGUAUUGGAAUCACCCAAAGCAAAAGGCAGGAGAAGUGAAAGCAUGAGAAAUUAAUUGGGCAAUGACUUUAGAAGUUCAAUUUUGAAAAGAGAAUUUACUUUAUAAUCCGAAACAUUUGCCUAUGAUAAAUCAUUAUCAGACAGUAAACAAUAUAUUAUUGCAACAAGGCACAAUAAUGUUUAUUUAUUAUGAGAAAAGUAAGUGUGUUGUCUGCUGUUUUUUUUAAAUAAAUGAUGAAUA
Asterias rubens (European starfish) is the source of this 1684-nucleotide messenger RNA. RefSeq names its product probable peptidyl-tRNA hydrolase. The transcript has 5 exons. The record is from RefSeq and is a predicted model, not a curated record. Bases 93 to 761 code for a protein of 222 amino acids. Lineage: Eukaryota; Metazoa; Echinodermata; Asteroidea; Forcipulatida; Asteriidae. Gene Ontology annotation, molecular function: peptidyl-tRNA hydrolase activity.